This is a messenger RNA of Prorocentrum cordatum, 1771 nucleotides long. NCBI's taxonomy places the organism in Eukaryota, Dinophyceae, Prorocentrales, Prorocentraceae. The record is from the annotation of a GenBank genome assembly.
AUGGCGGGCAAAACAGGAGCUGGUGACGAACUGCCCUAUGAGACGAGCGAGGUGUUCCAGUGCGAUGGCUGCUCCCUCACCUCGUCGCCCCAGUGCCGCACCGAUGCGAAGAUGGACAAGAUCCAGAUCUGCACGUGGGGGAAGACGAAGAGGGUAAACAAGAGAGGAUCCGCUUCAAAAAACUGGAAUAUCACGAAGAUCAGCCUCGUCGGGAAGAAAUUCAAGGAGGAGAAAGGUAACGGGCGGAAGUGGAAGGCUGGCUACAAAGAGUACGUGAACCUGCGGGCAGGCGGAACCAGCCGGGUCAGAAAGAUGAAGAACAUCGUUUCCAAGGUUGUCAGAGGCGUGGCCGUGGUGAAGGGCCGCAAGGGGGUGUGCAAGAUCAAGUCGGGCAGGAGGGUCACUAACAAGUCUGCGGAGAUUCGCGACUCUGGCGACAUGGUGCUCGACGCCGAGCAGCAGGAGGAGGCUGCUAAUGAAGUGGCGGAGGAGAUGAACGCCGAGGCUGACCACCGCGGCGCCCUCACCCUCGAGGAGACUCAGGCUCGCGCGGAGGCCCAGAGGGCUGCCGCGCUGGAGGUCCAGCAGGGGGCCUUCCCUGACACCGCCGACGGGGGCAAGGCAUCGUCGGACAGCGAGGGCAGCGACGACAGCGACGACAGUUCUGAGGAGGGCGACGACAGCAGCGACGAGGAUUCCGACCGCCCGCCCAAGAAAAAAGCGAAGCAGAAUGCAAGUGGGGGAAGCCGCAAGGCCCCCGCCGCAGCCAGCGCGGCGGCCUCCGUGGCCGCUGACGGUGAGUUUGAGGUGGAGUUUCACACGCCCACCCCGAAGAAGCCAAUGGGCAGCCGCGUUGCCUCGGUGGCAUCAGGUUCACUUGGCCCUGUGAAGAAGAUGAAGAAGGACUCUUCCGAAUUGACGGGCGGCCACCAGAAGACGCUGGAGGACUUGUCGAACCUCUUCGAGCAGAUCCCGACCAAGCUGACGAACGGGGACUUCGACGAUACGAAUGGCAGGGCACUGCAGCGCAUGGUGGGCGAUUGGCACACGACGAAGCGCAGCGGCCAGGCAGCUGUGAACCAUUUGCUGAAGCAGACUGAUGAUGAGGAGCGUCGGCGCGUGUUGUCCCGUUUUCGGAACGCCUCUGACAACAUCGACCCCGUCGCGGGUUACCUGAGGGUCUUCAACUUGCCGGGGCAGGCGAAGGCGACCUUCCAGUCUAUGCACACCGAGUGGACCAACAUCAAGAAGCUGACCCAGCCCCCCGCGAGGGGUGCCACGGCCAUGUUGCAGAAGCUGAGCAAGGAGAAGACUGACGCGACGCCGUCGGCCAUCUCCGAGAUCCUGGACAUCAUGAGCCCGACCCCUAAAACCGACCAGGUCACCACCCAUGUGGUUCGCGCGGCUGACAGGGCGGCUCUUCACCAGGAUAUCAUCGCCAACCUGAUUGGACAGAUUUUCAAGCGGCGCCCAUUCGACGCGAGGAAGGACGCGGAGAACGCAGAGAAGGUCAGGUUCGAGAUCGAGACGGAGAUGACCGAGCUGCUCGGGAAGAUCAACGAUGUGGCCUUCGCGAAUGCCUUGGGGCCCCAGAUCAUCCAGACCCUCCAGCAGAUUCUCGCCGUGGUCCACUACGCUGAGGAGAGCGGCGCGCAGCUGAGGAUCGCCCUGGGCGCGUGGUCCAACAAGGCGCCGGACGGCAUCCUGGCCCAGGCGGCGCACAGCAAGGUCCGGGGCGCGUUCUUGAAGGACGCUGCGGAAUACUUGGCAG